This is a messenger RNA of Nestor notabilis (Kea), 545 nucleotides long. RefSeq names its product MAD2 mitotic arrest deficient-like 1 (yeast) (gene MAD2L1). The annotation marks the transcript as partial. Gene Ontology annotation, cellular component: cytoplasm; nucleoplasm; kinetochore. Lineage: Eukaryota; Metazoa; Chordata; Aves; Psittaciformes; Psittacidae. Gene Ontology annotation, biological process: mitotic spindle assembly checkpoint signaling. The transcript is spliced from 4 exons. The record is from RefSeq and is a predicted model, not a curated record.
CCUAUGGAAUCAACAGCAUCCUCUAUCAGCGGGGCAUCUACCCCCCCGAGACUUUCACCCGCGUCCAGAAGUAUGGGCUCACCCUCCUCAUCACCACCGACCCCGAGUUGAAGAACUACCUCAACAACGUGGUGGAGCAGAUGAAAGAGUGGUUGUACAAGUGCAUUGUGCAGCGUCUGGUGGUGGUCAUCUCGAGUAUUGAAAACAAUGAAGUUCUGGAGCGGUGGCAGUUUGACAUCGAGUGUGACAAAACUGCAAAAGAUGAGAAUGAACCACGAGAAAAAUCUCAGAAAGUUAUUCAGGAUGAAAUUCGAUCUGUUAUCAGACAAAUCACUGCCACAGUAACUUUUUUGCCACUGUUGGAAACUGCCUGUGCUUUUGACUUGCUGAUAUACACAGAUAAAGAUUUGGCAGUGCCAGAAAAGUGGGAAGAGUCAGGACCACAAUUCAUAGCCAAUUCAGAAGAGGUUCGUCUUCGUUCCUUCACUACUACAAUCCACAAAGUCAACAGCACAGUGGCUUACAAAAAAGAUUCCUUCCCAUAG